Molecule: messenger RNA, 1396 nt
Organism: Sitophilus oryzae (rice weevil)
Lineage: Eukaryota; Metazoa; Arthropoda; Insecta; Coleoptera; Curculionidae
Product: RE1-silencing transcription factor-like
Exons: 4
Coding region: 115-1236 (373 amino acids)
Biological process (GO): regulation of transcription by RNA polymerase II
Molecular function (GO): RNA polymerase II transcription regulatory region sequence-specific DNA binding; DNA-binding transcription factor activity, RNA polymerase II-specific
Source: RefSeq, a predicted model, not a curated record
GAUGUAAAAUAUAUCUUCUGUGAUAUCUUCCUUUGAUUUGAUUGCUUUUUCCUUGGCGCCAUGAAUUUUUAGUCACGUUUUAUAUAUUUCUUCUUCCAUAAUUUCUUCUUAAAAAUGAGUGCUGAAAAAGACGAAGACUUUUUAAAUCAUGAAGAGGAGGAAGACGUCGAAGAGUUGUUCACUUGUAAAUAUUGCGAAUUUCAAACUAAAAAUAUUGAUGAAUUAGAUGAGCAUAUUAUUAUUCACGAUGAGGCUGUACUUGAAGAAAAUAUCGAAGACGAGAGUGGACAAGAAGAUAAUGUCCAAGUUCAAGCCCAAACCACAAACGCCAAAUUAGAAAAUUCAAAGGCAAACAUAAAAAAGGAAGUUGAAUUUUCUGUGAAGCCUCUGAGAGUAAGACCUAAUACAUUUCUUGGUAUUAGUAAAAGUCCAGUAAGCAGAACAGUUUUUGUUUGUCCUUAUUGUUCUUUACAAACAACUAGAAAAGGUGAAAUGAAUAAACAUUUGGAGACUCAUACAUUACCUGUAGAAGUACCAAUAUAUAGCUGUUCUGAAUGUUCUUAUGCUACGAGAAGAAAGUGCGAUAUGCCUAAGCAUUUACUUACACAUUGCAAGGAUGGAAAUGUUACGAUGUAUCCAUGUCCUCACUGUUCUUAUUCGACUAAAAGGAAAGGAGAUUUGCCUAAACAUUUACUUGGUCACCAGAGUUAUGGAGAUAAUCAAUUUACCUGUCAUCUAUGUCCAUACGUAACCAGACGGAAAGGCGAUUUAAAAAAACAUGUAAUGUCUCAUGAGGCAGAACCUUACAUUAAAGAUGGAUCAAUUUAUAAUUGCACUGAAUGUGGUUAUACUUCAAAGAGAUUAAACGAUCUCCACAAACACGUUGUUCUACAUCGCGAUAAAUUUGAAACUGACUUUUUUAAAUGCACUAAAUGCGAUUACUCCACUUCUGUUAGUAACCAUUUUGCCAAGCACGUGUUGACCAGCUGUCAGUCUCAGGAAAGAAGUAAUACAGUCUCGAACAGGAGUCAGAGUUAUAUUGUAUUAGAGGGGGCAGACAUGGGUAUCUAUAAGCUCAAUAAGAAAGGAGUGGUUAAGAGGAAAAGAGAAAAGGCAGCAGCUGUCGCAGAUUCAGACGAAGAGGAGCAGGAGGAUUUUUUGGUUGAUAGAAACUAUAAGAAACGUAGUAAGGUGGUUGUUUUGGGCGGAUAUGAAGAACCUGAACAAUCGUCUUAGUGAAAUGUCACUUUAAAAAAAUUGCACUUUCUUUAGUUACCAUGGAUGUAAAAUGUAGUGUAUUAAAAUUAAUUAUUAUCGAGUAUCAUUAUCAUGGUGUAUAUAUUAUAGCAUACAAAAGUAAAGCUUAAAAAUUAAAUAUUUCUCAAAGAGAAACAGA